AUGUUAAAAAGGGAGGAGUUGGAGGAGGAGGAGGAGAAGAAGGAAGAGUUGGCAGAGGAAGGAGAAAAAAGAGGAAGAGAAAAAACAAGAGGAAGGAGGGAGGAGAAAGAGAAGGAGGCGAAGGCAAAGGAGAAUAAGGAGGACAAUGAAAAGGAGGCGGAAAAAAAGGAGGAUGAGGGGGAGGAGGAGGAGGAAGAAAAAGUUAGUUGGAAGAGGAAGAAGGUGCAGGAGAGGGGAAAUAGGAGGAGGAAAAUUGGGAGGAAUGAGGGAGGAAAAACAAGAGGAAGGAGGGAGGAGGAAGAAAAGGAGAAUAACGAGGACAAUGAGGAGGAAAAAAGGGAGGAGAAGGUGAAGAAGGAAGAGGAGGAGAAGGAAGAAGUUGUCUUCUCUAAGCCUAAAUGCUGCUCUAAAUUUACAUAA
Molecule: messenger RNA, 420 nt
Organism: Ilex paraguariensis (yerba mate)
Lineage: Eukaryota; Viridiplantae; Streptophyta; Magnoliopsida; Aquifoliales; Aquifoliaceae
Source: the annotation of a GenBank genome assembly